GCACUGACUGACAGUCUGUGCGGUCCUGACAAGCUAGCGGGACUACUCCCGGACUAGGGAGCCAAACUCAAGGAUUAACACAUUCUGGUGUGGGGUUAAUAUUUACACCAAUGGCAGCUGAACUUCUACAGGAUGGGGAACAGUUUCCAUGUAUCCAAGAUUGGUUCGAACUUGAGCUGUGCGACGUCCGCCCUCCUCCCAGGGGGGAGGGCAGGGCUCUACAGAGUUGCAUGGAUGAAAAACCGACACGGAAAACCAGAUGAUGAGCUACGGCUCUUGGCGGAGGUUUAUCGCGUGUCCUCCAACAACAGCCCCCCGCGAUGGAAGCGAGUGACGGACACCCUCGUCCCAGUGACGGUCAAGUGUCUGCAGGACGCGCCGUUCCACGUCUUCCACAUCACAGCAAACAACUUCGCUGACCAACGGGUGCUCGACGUCCAGAUUACUGUUCCAGGAACCCUGUUCAACAAGACAGCAGAGAGCUUUGUACAAUGGCGGGACAAAAUGAACGGUGGAGCUUGGGGACUCAACUUCGUGUCAGAAAACGAUGCAUUCCGUUUCCUAGAUGCCUGUAUGCCCACUGGCCGUAACACGCUCUCCCCGGUCAGUAACUGCUCCUCCAGCUCCCUAAGGAUCACCCCACCCAAGAAAUAUGGACCAACUGAGAGUGGAACCGACCUGAGACCACCGGUGAACUCUCGUAACACGAGCAGCAGUUCCUCCUCGCGCACCAGCUGCUCUGAGUACGAGGGCGUCGACUCCGAAGGUUCCAGCAACUACGAGAAUGUUUCCAGGGAAAUCGACGAGGAGGCAGCAGGGAAAGAAAACAUGCGGACAAGCCGAAAGGACAGCGAUGUCAAAGGUAUGACAAAGUGUCAGGAAGAGAGAGCGGCCUCCGAAAGAAGGCAUCGAUCGCAUUCCUGCGACGGACAGUCGAUCGCACUGGAGACCAGAAUCAAGAGAUAUCUGUACAUGGAGGACGCUGGCGAUGCAACGGAAAGCUGUUCCGCACAGAGCAUGACCAUCACGUCAUUUCCCGUCAACAAAAUCUGUAACCAGUCAGGUUCGACGAUACAGUCCUCGGCCACACCUACCUCAAGCCCGUCCAAGGCUAGUGCAAAUACUUCAGUCAAUGCCAGCCCAAUGUCGGUGUGUUCUGUGUCUUCCGCUCGGUCGGCAAAGAUUUCCGACGGCUCAAAGAAGUUGGUUUCCAGACAAACGAGUGCGCCGUCGGCCGUUGGACAUCACAAGCCACCACCCCAAUCUUUUCCGCAUUCACUGUCCAAAGCUAGCACUGCUCAGAACAGCUCUUUCACAAUAUCCACACCAGACUCUAGCAGUUUCAGUGACUCCAGGGGACUCAGCUCCCCGCCUAGCAGCCCUAUGGUUGUCGAUUCCAACCCAUCCACGCCUUGCAAGUCCGAAUCCCUCAGUCCGAGGCGGCUCUUCGUAAAGCAGAGGAGCGCGCCGUGUAACCUCGGAGCGAAGCUGUACUCCCAAGGGCGGCGUACCUCCAUCGGAAGCAUCACCGAAGAGUACCUAUCCCAGAAUGCCCACUCCAUCGAUGAAGAGGGAGAAGACCCGGCGUACGAUAACGUCGACCCUCGUGAAAACGGUUCUCGCCGCGGGAGCCUCUACGAGAACCAGAACUUCGCCGCACCGCUCCUUCCCCCUGCCGACUUCCAGGAGAACGACAGCAUCUUUCGGGAGUAUGAGUUCCAGAUGAAGCGGCACGGCAGCGAGCGGUCGGACAGCGGCUUCGAGGGGGGCUACCCGGAACUGGACAACAUCUCCUCCUCAAGGUCAGGUAACAGCGGGAACAGCACCACCUCCACACACAUGAAGCAGUUCCUGGCCUCGCUGCCGUCCUCCUCGGAGAGCGGCAGUCACGGGACGAGCAGCGACAGCAGCAGCGUGGGUAUCCAUGGCGACGUGGGGAAGCUGCGAAUGAAGGACCCGCGCUGCUCUGUGAGUGAUGAGAGCAUGAUGGAGGAUGUGCGGCAUUCAAAGCUUAUGAGGGGAUACGAGAGUAACGAAGAGGACCGCUCCAUCAAUGAAAGUGAGGAGGAGGAGGAAUCUGACCUGCACUCUCCAUCCAGGUCUCACAAAGCCUACAACCGACAGGGAGGCAGCAUCAGGAAGACUGGCUGGCUGCAUGUCAAGAACUUCCUGGAACACAAGAAGAAGAAGGUGGAACUGUCCAACAAGAGGAGAUGGAGAAAGUUCUGGGUUUGCCUGAAGGGCACCUUGCUGCUGUUCUUCGAGUGUGACGAGAGACAGCCGGUGGACGAAAACUCUGAGCCGACACAAACGCUCUUUGUAGAGGGCAGUAUUGCCCAGGCAGUGCCUGAGCACCCCAAGAGAGAAAACAUUUUCUGUCUCAGCAACGGAUUUGGUGAUGCCUACUUGUUUCAGGCUUAUACCCAAAUAGAGAUGGAGAACUGGAUCACUGCCAUCCACUCAGCUUGUUCGUCUGCCAUUGCAAGGCAGCAUGGGAAGGAUGACACCCUGAAGCUGCUGAGAGCAGAGGCUCAGAAACUGGAGGAAAAAGUUGAUGCUGACACUAAGAUGAAGAAGAUGGGAGAACUGCAGAUGGCCGUCGUGCCUGACCCAAAGAGCAGAGAAGCAAUCACUAAACAGAUCAUCCAAUGGGAGCAGAACCUAGAGAAGGUCCAACUGGAGCUGUACAGAUACAGAUGUUACAUGGCCUCCCUACAGGGGACUGAGCUGCCCAACCCUAAGACCCUGUUAGCGUGUGCCUCCAAGCCCACCAAGGCUGCCCUGGCCAGACUGGGACAUUUCUCUGUUUCGUCUUUCCAUGCUCUGAUCUGUGCCAGAGCCCCAGUAAAUGCAUCAGUCACACCCUGCACUCAUGUCAAAAAGAAGAAAGGCCUGCUAUCCACACUGCGAGGAAGUGACUCUAAAAAGAAGAUCCGAACUCCAACCAGAGAGCCAAAGGGUCCAAACAGUGUAUUUGGCACGCCCUCCUCCAGUGUGUGUGAUGUGAGGGAGACGGACCUGUCCAAGGGUGCAGACAGCCCCAGGAGCACCUCUGAAAGUGGAAUCGCGGACGUAAGUGGCCCCACCACCCCCAGCGGAGCCCUGUUGUUAGACAGGCUGGGGGUGAGGUGCAUACGGGUCCUCCUCCCUAACGACCACGUUACCAUGGUUACGGUGCAGUCCUGGAUGACGGUCCAGGACGUUCUAACCAUUGCAUGUCUGAAGCGAGGAGUCGACCCUCGUGACCACUUCCUGCAGCUGAAACAGUACGGUCCUGACGGGAUGGAGCUCGUCACUCCGGACAGGAAAAUACUCAUGGACAACCUGGUGUUUGAAGAAGUGGUUGUUUCUCCAAAGUGUAUCUACCAAGUGGAGCUGACAAGGGAACCAACAGGAAGUUUUGGUUUCCGUGUGGAUGCAGAGCUUGGUGCAGAUGGUGAGAUGGAGGAUGAACUCAGGGUGUUUGUGUCUGCUGUAGAGAGGGGAGGACUCGCUCACCAGAAAGAUGUGCUUGCAGGAGAUGAGGUGCUGGUAAUAAACGGCAGAGUUGUGUAUGAUCUGGACAUGAUCUACAUCGAGAGCCUGCUGCAGGGACCUGCACUCACCCUCACACUGCGCACCAACCGCCCUGAGUCUCAGGUCGCCUCGCUACACCUCCGCACCACAGACAUGCUGAUCGAUCAGCUGAUCUGCCCACCGCCUCCCAGCCAAUCAGAGUACGAGGAUCCGACUUUAGAUGACCUCAUCAUCCCAGCUCCUACUGACUUUGACUUCAGCCCCAGAAGUGACUCCCCUCGGUCCAGCGUUGUUAGUGUUACCUCGCCUCUCCAGGACCAGUCUCCAUGGCAACAGUCUCCACGGAGACAGAGCAGACAGGAUGUUGAUUCAUUGCUACAGAGAGCAGAGGAGGUGACUGACCUGUGCCGCAGCCACCACAACUCAGGGAACACGUCUCCACGGAGGUUCAGCGUCUCCAAGGAGCUGUCCAACUGUCAGAAACUCAGGAAGGUCAUUCUGGAGCUGGUCACCACGGAGAAGACAUACGUCAAGGACAUGGAGUGCCUACUGGACAGAUAUCUACAUCCUCUCCAGAAUGAGUCAUUCUUGUCACCUGAUGAGCUUGAGGCUCUGUUUGGGAACAUUGAGGAGCUGGUUCAGUUCCAGAGGAAGUUCCUACAGGCUCUGGAGGACAGCGUUUCUAUAGAACCCGACUUUCACACGGUGGACUCUCCCACUAAGUUUAGGAAAACGCUGUUCUCCAUCAGUGGAGCUUUCCUGUAUUACGUGGACCACUUCAAGCUGUACAGUGCCUUCUGUGCCAGCCAUUCCAAAGCCAUCAAAGUCCUUGAUCCUGGUAAAGGUAAUGCAGCCUUCCGAGCCUUCCUGGAGGCGCGAAACCCGAAGCACCAGCACUCAGCCACGCUGGAGUCGUACCUCAUCAAACCCAUCCAGCGCAUCAUGAAGUACCCACUUCUGCUGAAACAGCUGGCAGCACUGACCAACCAGGAGUCAGACGAGCACUUCCAUCUCUCGGAGGCCCUGAAGGGGAUGACUUCUGUAGCUGAACACAUCAACGAGAUGCAGCGCCUCUUCGAGGAGUAUGGGGGCAUUUUUGAUGUUCUCAUCAGGGACCAGCCAUAUGCUAAGAAAGAGGUGUCCCACCUAAGGAUGGGAGACCUGCAGCUGUUUGCCAACGCCUUGUGGCUCAACUCUUCUGAUGACAUCAAGCACAAGAAGGGCACUGAGCCGGAAAUGGCCAUAUUUGUGUUUAAAGGAGCUGUAGUGCUGGUGUGUAAGGAGGACCAGAGACACAAGUGGAAGCUGACCCUGACCAGGAAACAGGGGAGAGAGGUGUUGGAGGACAGGGAGAGGGAAGUCGUGUUGUUCAAGAGGAUGGUUCCUGUGUCACAGCUGCAGAUCCGCAACAGCAACACCAAUGAUACGUAUGGCCGCUGUGUGUGGGAGUUGGUGCACAGUAAGUCACACAAGGAGGGCAGGCCGGAGAAGGUCUUCCAGUUCUGCAAUAGUACCCCAGAAGCAAAGAACGGUUUCAUGAAGGUCAUCCGACAGGUGAUCAAGGAAGCCGCCAGCAGGUGUUCCAGCGUCACGCCAAAAUCCCUGCUGCGGAUGAAACGCAUGGAGGGAACGCGUCGGCUGAUGGACCGGAAACGGCGACACACUGUCGCGGUGAACGAGGUCGCUGGUGUGACCCUUCCCGGCGCACUGGGGGGCGUGGACUUUGGCAGCAACCCCAGCAAUAGUUCCGAACCUCGAAACGCUAACAGACUCCAUCAGAGGCGGUCGUCGGAGCACUGCGUAGAAACGUACGACAACUUACAGGACAGGGACAGACCUGUGACUUUCCACGAGUCGCUAGGCAACGACAGUCACCGUGGAAACAUGCAGAGGGACCAUGGCGUCGCGUGUAGGACGUUAAAUUUUGACCAAAGCUCGGGAAUGCUUACGGGAAGAGCGCUUGACUAUGUGGUGGAUAGCGAUACGGAAGAUCCGACCGUCGUACGAGCGUACCUACCCAUAGCUUCCAGUCGAGCUGGCUUAGAAGAGUGGAAUGACUUUGCAACGACAGAUUGUUAACUUAAAGAUGUUUUGUUGUAUUGCUUGCUCGCUAGCGACGUCUUUGUCAUGUCAUGCGUUUGUGAAGUGCUAUACUGUAACAGUGAAAAUAACUUAAAGGAAAGGGCUGGGGUAAUAUUAAAAAGAUGAUAAGUCGGUUUGUUUAUACAUGAAUAUCUUUGCAUUCAUUCCAUCAUAGCCAUAUUAUUUGUACCUGGAUGGUGCCUUACGAUCGUG
Branchiostoma floridae (Florida lancelet) is the source of this 5811-nucleotide messenger RNA. Its product is annotated as protein still life, isoform SIF type 1-like. The coding region runs from base 133 to 5595 and encodes 1820 amino acids. The transcript has 38 exons. The record is from RefSeq and is a predicted model, not a curated record. Lineage: Eukaryota; Metazoa; Chordata; Leptocardii; Amphioxiformes; Branchiostomatidae. Gene Ontology annotation, cellular component: membrane; synapse. Gene Ontology annotation, biological process: positive regulation of axonogenesis; small GTPase-mediated signal transduction; activation of GTPase activity. Gene Ontology annotation, molecular function: guanyl-nucleotide exchange factor activity; protein binding.